AAUGCAGAAAUGGUACAGCCCGGUAAUUCCUCAAGCCUGUGGGGGAUGACUAAAUCUGUCACUGGCAUCACUUCCUGGCAGCUGAGCCACAGGCGCGGGGUCUGGAUGUGUUUCCUCUGAGUUUUCCAUGUGGGUUGUGGUUUCCCUCAGUCCCACUCUCCCAGCAGUUCUCUAAACUUCCUUUCCAGCCACCGGACUUUUGAUUUUUACACUCCCGAGCAGAGAGAGAUAUUCCUACUGAUUGCUGCUAACUUGACGAGACAGAUGUGGCCGCAGUGAGCAUCCACCUGACGACGUAACAAGUACUACUGUACAUAGCAGGGACCUGAACUGCCCGACAAAGCAAUUGCAAGAUGGAGAAACGGAGCAAGUACAGAUCACGGGGAAGCCUGCCCCGGGACAGGGUUGCUCGCUACAGCUCUUCUGCGGACGUAUACAGCGAACACAGGUCGUGUGGAUAUAGUUCUGACGAGACUCUGAAAGCGUACGAGAAAUACGGCAAAUACGACAAAUACAAUGACAGAUAUGACCCUGCUUCUGGGGACAGGACAAGCAGAUCUAGUGCAGGCACGGAUGUGACUCUCACCGCAAACAGCCCACGCAAUAGUUCGGACAUCGGAGCUGCCUACAUUCCAAGCUUUGUCAGCGGAGCAGAGGGUGACGAGGACACAGACGGGGAAAACUUUGACUCCAACUUGGACGAACUCGCUAAGGCUAUGCGCUACUGGGAGCACCAGAACAAAGGCAGCAGCAGCGACCCACUGAGAGACUCUGUCCUGUCCUCGGACACAGAGAACGAGGGGCUGGAGGGCUGUGGCGACCGCAUGGCCGAUGCAGGUCUCCCUUCAUCACCCAGUGGUCCAACAGAGCUGGCUUCCCCAGUAUCUAGAACCUCCACACCCUCCCCAAACCCUGGGGAUACUCCCCACAGCAUGUCAGGGGAAAUUGCUCGCAAUACAAACUACUCGGAGAGCGAGGACGAGUUUGAGGGGUCAUUCCUGGUCCAGACAGCGUCGGGGAAUGUCUACGUGCCAACCUCCUUGCCUGACCAGGAGGGCUCGUGUCGAGCGCAGGAGGCUGAUCAGACGUCCACACGGAGAGAAGAGCCCGCAUCAGGAGAGGGCGACGUCCACUGGGCCCCAGACCCGCCAGACAGGCAACAGUUCCUGUACCACGCUGACACCGUCGGCUCCUCGGCGGCCGUACCACUACCACCCUACUCCCUGUACCCGAACGAGAGGCCGGUUUCUCUCACGUCCACGAGCACCUUCAAGAUGAAGCGCCCGUACCGGUGCAACUGGCGGUGUGCUGCCAUCGUCUUCAUGGUGGUGUCCUUCCUCCUGGCUGCUCUACUGGCUUACUUCUUAGCGAUGAGGCUGUUUGCGCUGAACUGGUCGCUGCAGCCGGACACCCAGCUGGUGAACCCUGUGAACGGUAUGGACCACACAGAAGACCCCAAGCCACUCUACACACCAGGGACGGGCACUGGAUUGAUACCGACGAGACAGCCGAACGUGAAUGCACUACCAGAGGACGUGAUUACGGGGCUGGUCCCCGUGGGGGGUAACGUGGAAGAGACGGUGCCGCCGUUUGCGUUCUGGCGGUCACAGCUGUACCUCAAGCAGCCCAGAUACAUCAUGUACAACGUGUCCAUGUCUUCCGACGCCAAACUGGGCAUCUACGCCCGCAAGGAUUCUCUCCCCACCCACACCCAGUUUGAUUUUGCUGAGAUGAUGGACGGCAGCCACAUCGUUGUGCCUUCUGGUCGCCGGCGUCGAGCGUCAGAAGUCCGGCGGCAGAGCGGGUUUGUGCAGUACAUGGGAGCCGGACAGUGGCAUAUGGCUGUGUUCAACGACGGGCCACAGCCGCAGAAGGUCCUGCUGAACAACAAGAUCACUGACAACCCGGCCGAGUGUCCAGCAGAGUGCAAUGGCAACGGGGAGUGCAUCACAGGGAUCUGUCAGUGCUACCCUGGCUACAUGGGCAAGGACUGUGCACAUGCUGUAUGUCCAGUGAUCUGCAGUGGGAAUGGUCAGUACCACAACGGCCAGUGUGUGUGCACGGCCGGGUACAAGGGACCUGACUGUAACGUGCCUCCGAACCAGUGCCUCGCCCCGGACUGCAGCGGACACGGAGACUGCAUCGGCGGGCAGUGUCGCUGUGAGCCUGGAUGGACAGGGGAAGACUGCAGCAAACUGACCUGUGAAGACCCCGACUGUACGAACCACGGCAUCUGCAUGGACGGGAAGUGCUUCUGCGAGUCGGGGUGGACGGGAAUCAACUGCGAGAAGGAGGACAACGUCAUCUGCCCCUCGGAGCACUGCUCGGGACACGGCACAUUCGUGGACGAUCCCGGCGUGUGUGUCUGCGAGGAGAACUGGACUGGGCAGGACUGCUCACAGAGUGUGUGUCCGGUGCACUGUGGUCCCCACGGCUUGUGUUCCAGCGGCAGGUGUGUUUGUGACGAGGGGUGGGGAGGGGAGACCUGCGAGGAUCAGGCGUGUUUCGCCGACUGUAACAACCACGGGACGUGCGAGGAUGGCAACUGUGUGUGCGAUCAGGGCUGGAACGGACCAUACUGCGGCACAGAGGGGUGCCCAGGCCUGUGUAACAGCCACGGAACAUGCCAGUACAGCGGCGGGGAGUGGCAGUGUGUGUGUCAUGAUGGGUACCGUGGUCUGGCCUGCGACUUUGCACUGGAGACGGAGUGCAAUGACAGACAAGACAACGAUGCAGAUGGUUUGGAGGAUUGUGAGGACCCUGACUGCUGCUCCAGCCCUGCCUGCCAGAGGCACUACAACUGUCGCCCCACGCCCGACCCGGAGGACAUCCUCGCCCGCCUGAAGCGAACAGUCAACCCAAGCGACACGUUUUACAGCCGUGUGAGGUUCCUGGUGGAGCCGGACAGCGUCCAGGCCGUCAGCCGGGCCAGGGAGCUUCCCUUUGCAGAAAACUUUGUAUCUGUGGUGCGUGGAAGGGUGCUGACAGAUGAUGGCAGUCCCCUCAUGGGAGCAAACAUCUCUGUUGUCCGCAACCGCGUCUAUGGGUACACACUCAGUCGGCAGGAUGGCUGGUUUGACAUCAUGGUGAAUGGCGGUGGCUCCCUCAUGCUGCGUGUGGAGCGCUCCCCGUUCCUCGCCAUCCAGAAGAUGGUCCACGUUCCUUGGAAUGAUGUCAUCGUCAUGGACACCAUCACCAUGACAACAGGCCUCAGCAGCAGCCGUGAGUCGCGGUGUGACAUCAGUGGCGUCGUGUUGCCCAAACCGCUGGUGCUGCCUGCCUGGCCGGGCCGGGAUGUGACUCCCUGUGAGGACCAGGGGAACAUUGUGCCAGAGAUACAGGCCCUGAAGGAGUCAGUCACCCUGACUGGAACCACCGUCCACAUGACCCAGCUCAGUAACCGACAGAACGGGUACAGGACGGUGAUCCACGUGCUCCUGACGCCGCCCACCGUGCCUCCCUCCCUGCACAGGAUCCACCUGCACGUGGCCAUCCAGGGACAGGUGAUGGAGAAGGUGUUCAACGCCGAGCCCAACCUGCUGUACCCGCUGUCCUGGGAUAGGACAGACGCGUACGGACAGCCGGUGUACGGAGUUGCCACAGCAUGGGUAUCUGUUGGGUUUGAGUAUGCUGGAUGUUCAGGAACCCUUUGGGAAAAAGUGGUCAGCCAGGUCAAGGGUUAUGACAUCACCCCACCCGAGCUGGCAGGCUGGUCCCUCAGUCUGCACCACGUGUACGACAACAAACAAGGCAUUGUGUACAAGGGCACUGGAUCCAACAUCUACACCGCUGACCGACCAGCCAUCAUCUCCACGGUGAUGGGCACGGGGCAUCGGCGGGACUCCUCCUGUGCCGGGUGCGAGGGAAAAGCGACGGCCCUGAAACUGCUGUCCCCCAUGGCCCUGGCCGCUGGGAUGGACGGCAGCAUGUACGUCGGAGACUACAACUAUGUCCGCCGAAUCGAGCCAGAUGGUAAUGUUGUCACCAUCAUGAAGAUCAGGUCGGACCCCCCACAGAAGUACUACAUGGCCGUGGACCCGACAGAGGGGACCCUGUACGUGUCGGACAGGAGUUCCCACCAGAUCUACCGCGCCCGCUCCCUCACCAACAUCCGCAACCCUGACAGGAACAUGGAGCUGGUCGCCGGCACUGGCGCACAGUGCCCGCCCAUGGACGAGGAAAGAUGUGGAGAUGGCGGUCCAGCCUUGAGAGCGAGGCUCUACAACCCCAAGGGCAUCGCUGUGGACAACAAGGGUGUUCUGUACUUCCUGGACGGGACGGCCAUCAGGAUGAUUGACACUGACGGAGUUAUCCGUACAGUCCUGAAGAGCCAGAGUCUGGUGGGCAGCGGCACCCCCCUCCCGUGCAAGGGUUCCAUCCCUCUUGAUCAGGUCCAACUACAGUGGCCCACGUCUCUGUCCAUCAACCCAGUCGACAACUCGCUCUACAUCCUGGACAGCGCCGUCGUCCUGCGGGUCUCGGAGAGCCGCCAUGCGUCUGUCAUUGCCGGGGUUACGAGCAGCUGUCAGACGCGUCCUGGUCACCACCAGGCGCACCGCAGCCAGACACCGCUCGAGUCCCCCAGCGCCAUCUCUGUCGGUCCUGACGGCACCCUGUACAUCGCGGAAACCGACCUGCGCCACAUUCACCAGGUACGAAAGGUGCUGCCCGAUGGUUCAGUAGUCCUGAUGGCAGGAGGGAAGACUGACUGUGACUGCCAGGACGACGACAAGUGCAAGUGCUACGCCGGUGACGACGCCCAGUCCCUCAGCGCCAUCCUCAACUCUCCCAGCGCCCUGGCCGUGACGCCGGACGGAACGCUGCACAUCGCCGACCAGGGCAACCUCCGCGUACGGAUCGUGUCCCGCUUCGUGCCCCAGAUGACGUCGGAUAACGUGUACGAAGUCGCGUCCUCCGACGGCCAGGAGCUGUACAUGUUCAACCAGGCCGGCCAGCACCAGUAUACAGAAGACCUGGUGACUGGCAUCAUCACCUACAACUUUACCUACGACCGGCAGGGCCGUCUGUCUGGAGUGAUCGACACUCACGGGAACACGCUUCAGGUCCACCACGAUGCACGCAAGAUAAUCCUGCUGACCAAGUGGCGACAUGGUCUGGAGAUGAGCCUGGACGAGAAGGGACGGGUGACCAAGGCGAGCCACACCGACGGCAGGGAGACCAGCUACACCUACUUCAACAGCACAGGGCUGAUCACCAGUAGGGAGGACAGGCUGGGGUGGACCAGCUUCUAUGAGUACAACAGGAAUGGCUGGUUACAGAAGGUGGUGUACCCGACUGGGGAGACAGUGAGGCUGAGAGGAGGCGGCGGCCGAACCAUGGCCAUGGUGGACGUCAUACAGAAGAGCGGGGACACCUUGACUCUGACCGCCGACCACAGCACUGGGGCGCUGGCAGCCACACAGGGCCUUCUCCACUCCUCCUCCACCCGUACCCAGGACGGUUCCACCACCAUCAUGUACCCAGACGGCACUGAGGUCGCCAUGGAAACUAGGCCACACCCACUCCUGGGGCCCGACAUGCCCGUGCUCGCCAAGCGGAAGAUCACCAUCUCGCCGGAGCUCGUGAACCGCGUCGAGUGGCGGUGGUUUAUCCGUCGGCGAGGCGGGAAACGGAACGACAGGAAGGUUUCGAUGGUCGGACGGCGCAUCCGGGUGAAUGGCAUUAACGUGCUGUCUCUGGAAUACGACCGGGAGGCCCGUAGCGAGCGCAUAUACGACGACCACCUCAAGUUCAUGUUGACGAUCAACUACAACGAAGCCGGCCAGCCCAUCAAGUGGGUCUCCAACGACGAGCUCGCUCCGGUGAAUGUGUCGUACGACAGCUCAGGUCGGAUGACGGGAUGGCAGUGGUCGGACAUGGUGGAACAGUGGCAGUACGACCGCCAGGGCAGGACCUCUGUUCGCACCGAAGCCGACGGCUUGGCUUGGUCGUACACCUAUGAAGUCAGGGGUAAUCAGAAGGUUGUUCGGUUGUCCACUCCUGGGAACCGGGAGUACAGCUACUACUACGACUUGGGCGGCCAUCUUGCUGCUGUUACCAACCCGAGCAACACCCACCACACUCUGUCCACCCAGCUGUCUGCCACCUCCUACAGGAACACGUACACCGCCCCCGACGGCAAGGUCACAUACAUGCAGGACUUCAACUACGCCGGGCAGCCUCUGCUCGUCCAGUACCCAAACUCACAGCUACGAGUCGUGUAUCGUUAUGGAUCACGUGGUGAGCUUACGGAGAGACUCCUGGGGGACGUCCGCGUGAAAUACGACUACGACGACCGCUCCGGGCGGCUCAACCGCGUCAGCCUGUUGGAUGGUAAUAAUGCAUGCAUUGUGCGUUACCACCACCUAGGGCCUCUCAUCGACCGACAGACCGUACGCUUCGUGGACCAGACUUGGGCUGGCUCCAAGUUCAUCUACGAGUACGACACAAACUUCCGGGUCACUUCAGUCAAAGCAGAUAUCGGGACUGUCUCUCUCCCUGCCAUUACCUACAACUACGAUCUCACCCUCGGCAAGAUGGAGCAUUUCGGCUCCUUCGAGGUGAUGUACUAUGGCAGCGGGCAGAUCGUCAGCAACUCCAACAUGACACUGACCAAGCAGCUGGACAGGACUGGGCGAGUUCAGAACGUCCAGUAUGAGAUUCGCGGGCAGAUUGUGCAUCUGAUGGCGUUGCAGUACAACAACCUCGGUAACGUGAAGGCAAUGAGUUUGCAGCGUGGAGCCACCGUCAACGCCACUCGCUGGGAGUUCCAGUACGACGCGGACGGUCAGCUCGAGACGGCGUCGAAGGAAGGCGGGCUGGUGUGGCGCUACAGCCAUGACAAUGACGGCAACAUCAUCAUCAUAACCGAGGACGCAUCGCAGACUGUUCUGAUCUACGACGCCAAGGGGCACAUCAGGCGCGCGGGUGGGACCCUGUACUUCAUGGAUGAGGAUGGCUUCGUGGUGAGAAGAGACGAUGUCCAGUACGAGUACUCCUCUGACGGGUUGCUCAGGCACGUGGUGAAGCCGGGUGUCUUCGAAAUCUGGUACAAACUGGACGGACUGGGCCGCCGCGUGUCUCGUCAAGACCUAGCCGGCAACCACAUCCAGUACUUCUACGGAGACCUGUCGAACCCAACGCGCAUGACGCACAUCAUGAACCACUCCAACGGGGAAGUCCUCACGCUGCACUACGACAUCCAGGGACUUCUGUUCGCCACCGAAAGCAACCUGGGGGUCUGGACGUACGUGGUAACAGACCACAUGGGUUCUCCCCUGGCUCUCUUCAAUGCACAGGGCCAGCUCAUCAAGGAGAUCCAGUACAGUCCAUACGGACAGGUGGUCUACGAUUCAGCGCCUAGUGUGGAGUUUGUGAUCGGCUACCACGGUGGACUGUACGACCCUGUCACUAGGCUGGUACACAUCAAGGGGAGGGAGUAUGACCCUGCCAUUGCUCGCUGGUACUCCCCUGACCACAAAAUCUGGAAGAAGAUCGCCCAGAACCCCAGCCCCGUGGCGCUGUAUCAGUAUAGGGGGAACAACCCACUGAGGAGAGAGCUGCAUAGGAACUACAUGGGAGAUGUUGAGAGCUGGCUGUGUGCUCUGGGCUUCAGUCUCCACAGUGUGGUUCCCCAGCUGGACGCUUAUGGACACCUGGACACAGGCGACAUCAGCUGCCAGAGACAGAGGGAAGGGCAGCAGCAGCCUAAGCCACAAACCAACCAGAUCAUCCCAGCCCUACACUGUCACACGGACCACAACGCCAAGACCUUCCUGACUCUUCAGGCCACCACCAAGUCGGGGCUUGUGUCUCCCAUAGCAACGGCCACACCCGGAGACAUCUACGGCAUUCAGGAGUCCAGCGUAAGGCAGGUGGUGUUAGGUAUUGAGGAUGGGAACGUGCGUCCGCAUCUCAAGUCAUCGGCCCGGCCAGAGUACAACAUUCUUGGCAGUGUCUUGAAUGGAAGCCUGUUCCUUGAACAGUAUCACUUUACUAUCGAUGGCAAAGACGUCCACUAUUUUGUCAAAAGGGACGCAAGUGCUGCAGAGGAAGACCUACAGAAGUUGAGAUUGCAAAGCACUUCGAGAUCGAUUCUUGGUGCCUACUUGAACGCCUCGCGUCACGAGCCUCUGCCAGGCCAGACCGAGGUACGCUUUGAGGGGGUCAACUCCAUUCUGAGUUUGCAAUACGGAGACCUAGACAUCAUACAAAAGAGAAUACUGGACAGAGCCAAAGUAAGAGGAACGGAUAUCAUCUGGACUCAAGAGUUAGCUCUAGUGGAGCAGGGUUUGACUACAAAGUGGGACAGUGCACAGCAGGCGGACAUGCGGACUUACGGACAGGUUCCCACGUAUGGUGCCCUGUACAUACGCCCCUCACUACAGUACCCAGAAAUGGCAGACGAUCCCAGAAAUAUCAAACUGGUGCCUCUCACCAGUCUAGACUCUGAAACAGAGGCAAGAAGGAGGAGAAGAAGAAGAUAGCCAGGAGAGAGAACUCUGAAUUCAUAAAUGUAUACUAAUUUUAAAGGGGGGAAUGUACAAACAUAUAGUAACAUAGCUGGAAGCUACUGAAACACAAGUUGAACCAACGUUUGCUUGGGUCUCGAACAUCAAUAACAUUUGUGGUAACUCCCUUCGCGGAGACGUUUUUUGCAGUGAUAUGUGGGAAAGCAUGAAGAUUUCUAAUUCUAGAGAUAUUUAUUAUUGUUUUAAAUGUGAAAAGUUAUGUUUUAUUUUGUAUUGAGAGGGUAAUAAGAGAGAAGAGAAAGCUGUAUCAUAUGUACAAACUUAACUAGGAAGCCAUGGUUGAUUAGAGAGAGUAGAGAAAGUGAAAGAUUGCCUGUAAAAGCUGAAGCUUCUACUUAUGCUAGAAUUUGUAUUUUUGAUAGUGAUACUUUUAAAUCUAAUUCCUUGGAAAGAGUGAGUUUCCUGAAAGGUUUCUGUACAUAAGAAUGUUCGACAGGCGGACAAUAAGAAAGGUUUUCUUCCCUUUAAGGAAGCAACAACCUUUCAAGAAAAGAAAUUCCUGUCAGGAUGCCUUUUAGUGGCCUGUAUGCAUGCAGCUCUUUCGAAGAGGCUGAAAUUGCUUGGUACAUAUCCUCGCAAACAAUGCAGAAAUUAGGUGAUUGCUUCUGACUAGAAGCAAAAGAUUGUGGCGCAUCUAUUCGAGAUAGAUUAUUUCAACAAACAAGCAGGCAAAUCACUUAGAAUGGUAAACACUAGUGCAAUGUGUGACUGUGUUGCACAAAUGUUUUGGAUUUUGACAUAUUUCACUGUGCCAACAUUGUCGUAGUACAUUUUAAUGAUUUCCUCUCUAUUUCUUAGGUGUGUUUGAGCCUUAUGUGUCACUCCUAUGAAAUGUCAUAUCUAACAGAAGUAGUAAUGUCACCAGACCCUGUAAUGUUUCUAGUCCAAAAUGUUUCUUAGACAAUAUUAGCUUACUAUCUCUAUGUGUGCCCAUUUUGAGGCCAACUAUGUACACUAGCAACCUCUCAGUUACUUACAUACUUGAUGUGAUGAAGGUAGUUUAUUUUGAAGUGCCUUUGUACUUGUCCAUCCAAGUGGAAAAAUGAUGAAAGUUGCAUUGUGACUGUUCAUAAUUUUGUACUUUGUAUUGAUCGAUGCCAAUGACUGAGUGUGUACUUCAAGAGUACAUUUGAAAUGACCACAAAUCGUGUGUUGAUCUCACUGACUGCUAGUCACUAACAUGUACAAGGUAGUGAAUUUAUUUCGACGGCACCUGUAGUUUUUUCUAUGCAAAUCUCAUACUAGCAUUUCUUCAGAACUCUGUUUUAGACACCUUAUCUUAGAAACAUAGUUUUGUUAUGAAAAGUGUGGUGCUUGGUAGUCUUCUUAUCAUAGAUGUGAAAUGAUUUAGACAACUUCACAUUUUAUACUGAGCGUAGCUCUCUGUAAAUGAUCAGCAUUAGAGAAAUAAUUAAGUUCGACAUUUCCUAUUGUGAUAAAUUCCCUACAAACGUGUAUGUAAAUAAGAUGAAAUGUCUUGUGAUGCUGAUGCAAAUAAAGUUCCCUGGAAACUUA
Branchiostoma belcheri (Belcher's lancelet) is the source of this 10046-nucleotide messenger RNA. Its product is annotated as teneurin-3-like. Gene Ontology annotation, biological process: heterophilic cell-cell adhesion; neuron development. The record is from RefSeq and is a predicted model, not a curated record. NCBI's taxonomy places the organism in Eukaryota, Metazoa, Chordata, Leptocardii, Amphioxiformes, Branchiostomatidae. Gene Ontology annotation, molecular function: protein heterodimerization activity; cell adhesion molecule binding; protein homodimerization activity. Gene Ontology annotation, cellular component: neuron projection.